CAGGGGAGAUCUUGACUCCAGCAGAGGAUCACUGUGAGGGUAAGGCAUUAGGCACACAGAGCACAUGCUGAACCAGCAGAGACUGGAGCCCAAGCUCUGCUCAGGGGUGCACAGAGCCAGGGUAAGAGAUGGCAGGCACAAACUGCAACAGAGGAAAUUCCGUCUGGAUAUAAGGAAAAAUGAGUAUGGUUAGCACAGCAACUGGGCCCCAGAGAGAUGGAGAUCUUAUCCUUGGAGAUUUCAGGACUGGACAAGACCUUGAGCAGCCUGGUCUAGCUUUGAACAAGAGCUGAAUGAGGUGGCCUCCACUUCCAACCUGAUUUUUUUCCUUCAUGUCUGUCUACUCCAAACACCUGGAGUUUUCCUAAUGCAGUGUCUGACCUAGGACCCACCUAAAAGCCUCCUCACCAAAACCCUCAAUGAAUUCCCUUCCUUGGACUUGCCCAAACCAGACUGGUCUAUGCAGGAUGUGUCCCCCAUGUCCACCUUCUGCUCCUUGUGCUUAGUGAACUCACCUGGGGAGAAACUAUGUUCUUGGUCUGUGUUGCAUUUCCCAACAGGGCAGGAUCCUGCUCCACCACAGGGUGUAACAGGGGCUACAGAAACACAGGAAGGGUUUAACCUCUGUGGAAACCCUGCCUGACUCUUCACCUUCUCCCUGGCUGCUCAUCUGUUGCUUUUGAGGUGGUGAGGUCCAAGGGCAGCUUCUUCUCAUCUUCUCUUGAUGGAGCCGCAUUAAACUCUGGCGCAUCCCAGCUGGGCCCCAGCGUUGCAGGGAGGACAACAAAGGGGAUUUUCUGCCAUCAUUUGUUCCAAAUUACAGUGAUUUCAUGGAGCUCUUUGGCCACUUUCCACUGCAAGGCUCCAGCUCCCAAACCCCACGCAACCAGGAGGUGGGGCCUGGUGGUGGUAGUGGCUGGGGCACUCAGUGCAUCACUCUCAGAGGACCAGGGUGAAGGGACGGUGCAGCCAGCACCCUCUGCUCCUGCUCUGCUGGAGACGGGCUGCCCCUCGGUGGGUGAGUCACGAUGACAGCCAAGAAGAACCAGACUCUGCAGAAUGGAAGUGCCAAGGAGAACGUGCUGCAGAGGGUGCUGCAGCUGCCGGUGGUGAGCUCAACCUGCGAAAGCCUGCAGCGGACCUACACCACCACCAAGGAGGCCCAUCCGCUCAUGGCCUCCGUGUGCGAGGUCUAUGAGCGGGGCGUGCAGGGUGCCAGCGCCUUGGCCAUGUGGAGCGUGGAGCCGGUGGUGCGCAGGCUGGAGCCCCAGUUUGCUGUGGCAAACAACCUGGCGUGCCGGGGCUUGGACCACCUGGAGGAGAAGAUCCCUGCCCUCCACUACCCCGUUGACAAGCUCGCAUCUGAACUGAAGGGCACCAUCUCCACCCCUCUCCAAAGCGCCAAAAGCACCAUUGGCAACUCCAUGGAUAAGAUCAUGGAGCUGGCAGCAGAGGGCUAUGAGGCCACCAAGAGCACGGUGGAGACAACAGCCAAGUACACGAGGAGGAACUCUGUGAGCCAGAUGGCAGCCGCCGGGGUCGACACGGCCCUGGGAGGGCUGGAGAAGCUGAUGGAGUACCUGCUGCCGGAGGAGGAUGAAGAACCAGGUAAUCAGAAGCCCAAAGAUCCACGUGGGUCAGCAGCAAAGGUGUCCCAGCAGCAGCCCAGCGCUCCCAGCACCCUGGGCAGAAUUGGCACCUUGGUUAGCACUGCCUCCCACCGUGCUUACCAGCAAACCACCCAUGGCCUCCAGCGUGCCAAAGCCAAAGGGCAGGAGCUGGCCACGUGGAUCCCCAUCGUGGGCAGCCUGGCCAAGCCAAGUGUACCUGAGGCACCACAGGCCCAUGGUGAUGGGCGCAGCACCACAACCAACCGGCUGAGCCAGCGGCAAAGCAAGGUGCCAGAGCAGAAGCAGGAGAAGGCAGGGAAGAAAGACAACCACCACAGCAAGGAGGCAGGGGAUGAGCCCGGGCUGGUGGGCAGCGUGGCUCACAACCUGCAAUCCGCCUGCGCCUCUGGCAUCUCCAGCGUGAAGAAGGUCCCGGCGGUGGCCUGGGAUGCAGCAGAGGGGUUGAUCCUCUUCACCCCCCGCAGGCUGUCCAAGGCCAUGGAGACGGUGGAUGCUCUUGGGGGGACCCUUGUCAGUGCCCCCAAGCAUCUGCUGGGCACCCUGUACAGCUACGUCCCGCUCCGCAGGCAGUCAGCAAAGGAAGAGGAUGCAGCCGGGAGCAGCAAGCCCAGCGCAGAGAAGGAGCAGAAGGAGGAGGAGGAGGCCAAGCCUGCCACCCCCCCUGCUGAGGAGAAAGCCCAGCUGAGAGGGGACUGGCGGCUGUACCGCGGCCAUCACCCCCUCUCCUUCCUGGGGCUGGAGGACCCCCUGUUCCUGCGGCACAACCUCUACCGCAGCCCUGCCUUCGAGCCCGAGUGUCCCCUCCCGCGGAAAUCCGCCUUCUCCCCCUACAGCAGGCGCGUGAGCGAGGGCUCCUACCGCUUCAGCCCCGAGCCCAUGUACAGCCGGCCCUACUACACCGGCCUCUACAGUCCUGCCUUCAAGAAGGACUGAGCCAUGGGGAGGAUGAGCGCAUUCCAGCCCUGCGCUAAUCCACCCUCCUCCCCAGCACGCUUCGCGGGCCCCUGCCAGCCUCCUGCACACACCCCUGUAGUGGGAUGGGAGCUCGAAGUGGUAGAUGUGCCAUGGAGUGUACUGGGGCCAGGGUGGGGGAAUAACGGCAGCCAAAAGCCCUGUUGGUGGAAGGAGAAGGAAGGGGGAGGUGGGAUCAGAAAGCUGAAGGAGAUGCAAAAAGAGCAGUGAGACCAUAAAAAACGGACCAGUCGGGUCUGGCACUGCUCUGACCUGGUCCUGGUUAAGCAGAUGGUGUGGACUUAAGACAGUCUACAUGUUGAAACUGAAACAGAGCAAGAACAGCAAAGCCACCAAACAUCACCAUACAAACCUGGUUCCCAUCCCUCCUUCCUCCGUCCCCCUUUGCAGGGCUCAUCCCUUGGCCACAGAUUGCUCCUCCAUGAAGGUCCCCACUGACCAGGAAG
Molecule: messenger RNA, 3049 nt
Organism: Pezoporus flaviventris
Lineage: Eukaryota; Metazoa; Chordata; Aves; Psittaciformes; Psittacidae
Gene: PLIN1
Product: perilipin 1
Exons: 9
Coding region: 1029-2564 (511 amino acids)
Biological process (GO): lipid metabolic process
Cellular component (GO): lipid droplet
Source: RefSeq, a predicted model, not a curated record